Molecule: messenger RNA, 2417 nt
Organism: Pocillopora damicornis (cauliflower coral)
Lineage: Eukaryota; Metazoa; Cnidaria; Anthozoa; Scleractinia; Pocilloporidae
Product: flagellum-associated coiled-coil domain-containing protein 1
Cellular component (GO): cytoplasm
Source: RefSeq, a predicted model, not a curated record
UUAAUACCAUUUACCUGCGUGGAUAACAUUAUCACGAUCACACUUUAACUUCGUAAUGACUGAAACGAUUUUGGAAACGAUCUGCGUUAAUGGCACAAGGCCACCUUACAAAAGACCAGCAUGGGUAAUCGGACAAGUUGGAAGCGAAGAAAUGCAUCGAAGAGCGCAAACUGCAAUAUCAAGAGAGAGGAAAGGUCGUGCAUGGACAGAAAACACAGCCAGGCCAAAAUCCACUCCAAGCAGACUUAAUGUCACCUUUGACAAUUCUCCUCGUGCAAGAUGUUCCAGGUGGAGACAAGUGCAAAGUGCACAACAUAGGAAUUCUCUUGAGGAACCCUUAAAUGAUGAUAGCAUGACAAUUACAUUAGCACCUGGUUAUUUGUUAUCCAGAAGUAAAGAAAAGAUAAAUGUAACAAUAACAGACGAAUUUUUUUUGAAGGAUGGCACCACAAAGGCAAAGACAAGGAAAAAAUCACAGCCUCCUGAUGAAAAGGAUAUAGUCAUUCAACAACUGCACCAACAGAUUGAUGACUUGACAUUGAUUUUAGAGGAAGAAAGGUUGAACCACAAAAUGAACAUGAAGAAGACGGAUGAGAACCAUAAUCUUCAUAUUGAACAGAUACAUGAAGAACACAGAGAGCAUAUCAAAGCUAUAGAAAAUGAUCACGAUGAAGAAAUGGAGAAGUUAAACAAUUCUUUAGACCAGAAGCUUCGAGAGGAAAAAAGAAGUGCUGAAAUUGAGAAAGCCGGUCUUAAGGGUGAAAUGGAGAGUCUUCAAGGAGCGUUUGAAGCUUACAAGGAGACUGUAGCGACUGAGAUGGACUACAAAUGGCAGAGAAAAUCGAAAGAGCUGCGUCAUGAGCAUGAAAGGCAUCUAGAAGAUGAAUUGGCUAAGCAGAGAAGAGAAAUGCUUCAUGAGAAAAACAAAGAAAUUGAAGGGAUGAAUAAGGAGUUUCAGAGACAAAUACAGAUUUUGGUUGAAGAUCACAAGAAAGAGGUUGAUCAUUUGAUGGAGAAGUUUGCAGAGUGUGUGCAGGAUUCUGAACAGCUCAAGUCAGCUCUUCUGGAGAUGAAGACCCUUAAACAACAAAAACAAGAGCUUGAAGAGAAAGUGAAAACUAAAACAGAAAUUCUUCGUAAGACUCAGAUGGAACUUGAAGACAAGAAAGUCAAAUUAGUCGCUUUUGAGGAACACUUUGCUGAGAAAGUGGAAGAAGUUGACAAUAGAUAUUCAAUGAGAAUGCAGGGGCUCAUGUCAGACAAUACAGACUUAAGGCGACAUUACAUCAAGAAAUGCGAACAGAUGUUUAAACUACAGACUGAACAAGAUGCAGAACAAGAAAGCUCAAUUCGCACAGCCAAGAGUACCUUACAGGCCGUUAUUUUAGCUCGUACAAGAUGUGACGUCAGUUUAACAGCACUAAGAAACGAAAUCCCGGAUGUUCCAAGUACAGAACGGAGCACGCGCCUUAAGCGACGAAUGAGUGUACCGGAAACUAGAGAAGAAGUUGCCUUAGCAGAAAAACUGUCAGCGGUGGUAAAUAAGGAAAAAAAACCAACAAAAUCAAAAAUUCUAACUGAUUAUUAUAAGUCUGAGUCAACAAAACAGAGACCUCACACAUCGCACCACGCCACCACGUUGAGCCCCAGGACCCCGAUCUCAAGUGCACGUUCUGCAGUUCGAGAAAGUCUGGUGCCGACACCAGUAAACAUUUCAAAUCAAGGAAUACAAAAUUUGCGGGCUCAAAGGGAAUUUCUCAGUUGAGAAAGUUGUGGAGGAUGAUGUGUAUGAUUUUAUUUCUUUAUUACUCCUGCUUUUUUUGAAUGCGAUGUGGUGUCAUCUGCCACAUUUAAAUCGGGUGCGUUGUAUAGAAAGUCAAUGAUAAUUUGUAUAAUGAUAGCGAAAUGAAAUUGUAGAUAAUUUUGAUUAUCUACAAUUUCAUUCCACUAUCGUCAAUGCUACUUUGAAAAGAAUUAUUGUUUUUUUUUUUCUUUUUUCGAUUUUUGGCACUAGUGUCUAGAAUUCUAGUGAAAAUCACGUGGCAACCAUAGUGGAAGUCACCUAACAUGGUAGUCACGACGUCGUGCUAUGCAACGGAGGCACGCAAGCUUCAAUUAGGUCGUCACGGGAUGAGUUGUUGCGUGACCACCCUAAUGGCGUGACUUACAAAAAUUUGACUGAUUUGUAGUUACCAUCUACAGAUAGCGAAAGAAAAUGAAUUGAUAGCUGACUCUUUAGGUCCCAUCACAGAAUUAUCUCAAAAACCUGCUUGUUAUGGUUUUUUUAAGGAAAGAAUGCAAAACGACGCAGUGAAUUUCACAGCAUCACCACAUUGACAUUGAGUGAGAAUUAUUAUCAAUUUGAAAAAAUAUCACAGAGUUAAAACUAAAUAAACAUCAAACCAUGUAAAAUAAAA